Messenger RNA from Symbiodinium pilosum, 4272 nucleotides. NCBI's taxonomy places the organism in Eukaryota, Dinophyceae, Suessiales, Symbiodiniaceae. The record is from the annotation of a GenBank genome assembly.
AUGGACUUGCUGGCUGAUUUCUCGGACGAUGAUGGGCCCAUGCAAGAUCGCAGGGGCGAUCUGAUGGACCUGCGUGAGGAAUCAAAAGCGCUGUCUACAGAGCUAGAUGCUGUUGCUGAGGGCCACGUUGGCCGUGAAAGUAACGAUGCUCCCCAGGUAGAUCUGCUUGCUGAGGAACCGGAAGCACGGUCUGCAGAGCUGCAGCUAGAUGCUGUAGAUGAGGGCCACUUUGGCCAUGGAAGUAACGAUGCUCCCCAGGUACGUCGUCUUGCUGAGGAAUCAGAAGCGCUGUCUGCAGAGCUACAGCUAGAUGCUGUAGUUGAGGGCCACGUUAGCCAUCAAAGUAACGAUGCUCCCCAUAUAGAUCUUCUUGCUGAUUUGUCUGACGAGGGCACUGACAUUAUCGACGAUCCACAUGCUACAGCCUUGGUUGCACUUCCGCGUAAUGCUCCUAAUGCAGAUGCGCAUGCUGGAGAAACAUCUUCGCAAACGCUCGUGCACUGUGCGGAUACUGGGUUGCCUACGCGCAGCAAGGCCUACAACAUGCAGGGCAAAGUUGGCCGUGGUCGUCAUGGAGGUCUCUUAGAGCGCCAGCUCGUGUGCUCGCAUAUGCGGGCAGAGAAGCGCGCCAAAAAGAUGCAAGAUGACACGCACGCUUUGGUGGAGGCAUUAAACGACUGUGCGUUUGUGAAGAACGGACAAAGCUUCACAGUCGCAGCCACGCACAGAGGUGGCGGCCCGCAGAUAGUGAUUUCCAAGGCAAGCUCCAAAGGCAACCGGUUCGUGCGGAAGAUCCAUUUUUCCAAAUUCAUCCGGGCUGCCUUUGGGUUGAACAGCAGCAACGUGGCGAUUGCAGCUCUUCUCAACGUUGAUGCAUCUACAGUUCCGAGACUUCAGAAGACGUGCGCGGGCGUGUUUAUGAUGUCUCAGGCGAAGCUGUUGGCGAGACUGUUAUCGCACUGCCAGAGAGUCCAUCCCGUGUCUGUUCACAAGCAGCUCAAGUGGGAUGAGACUACUGUAUACUAUGGCCUGAAAUAUCAUCCGAGCUACUUUGCCUUAUCUCGCAUGAUGACUGCCAUAGGUGACACCGCUGAAGUACGGGGAGCCUUGCACGAAGUUGACGGCGCAUACGCCAAUAUCAGAUUGCACCACCACUUCUUGUCCCAACCUGCCUAUGAUCCGACAAGACCGUCUGGAUGGUUCCUGGAGUCUGCAAGGUGCCAAUCUCACGCAACGCACCUGAUCUCCGUGUCCAUGCUUGCUUUGCUGGGCGGAAGCCUGUUGAGCAGGUUCUACGCUCUCGCGGAAAAGUUGGUGGUGGUGCCGUGGGACGGUGCGCCAGCAGAUCCUCUUGUUCAUGAAACACUGGAUUUCAUCGAGAUGUGGCAUCCGGGCAGCGGUGCUCAGGAAGAUGGGGAUGAUGAUGGGGAGGCGCCAAGGUCAUCCACUCGCUUCCAGCAGCACUUAGAAGCUUUCAAGGACAUGUGGAACUGCAGUUACGCCGGCUGUCCUAAACACAAGUGUGCCCCUGGUCAUUGCCGCUCACGCAUCGAUACUGUGACCAAGAUGGCCAGCAGUUUCAUCACAUUAUUGCUUGCGUCGCUGCCGGCAAUUCCUACACCCAACAAGUGGACUAAGCUGUUUGGGGUUAGCGAUUUCAUUGCGCUCGGCAGCCUGGUCAACAAUUUUCUCCCGUGCAUAUUCGACGUUGCAUUUGCUCCGCUCAUGCUUGCCAAAGGUACGGAGCAGGAAAUUGUUGAAGCCGACCCCAGAUUGGUUGAGGGCCUCUUCUUCCAUGCUGUCCAGGGAAAGAGGUAUGUGGCAUCCAAGACAUUCUUGCAAUGUGCUCAAAGCCAAUGGCGAUGUAGAUCCUGGAUUGUGGUGUCAGAACAUCUGCGCCGCCUCGUCUUCCACUGGCUACGCCUGCUGACGUCAACCAAGAAAGCGCGAGAUCGGUUCCCAAUCUCGGAGGUCCUGGACUUUCGAUGCAGUGUCGUUUGGGCGGUCCUACAGGGUAUAGCCCAUCAAUUGCUUGAUCCUCAGGGGAGAGGCCGUAUUUGCUUCCUUUGGGCUCCAGCAGGCUUUGACUCAUACCAAGCAUGGUGCAAGGCGUGUUUGCCGGAAGUGGGGGAUUUGCGGAAUGCACUUCUGAACCUUUCUGGUUGGAUCUUUCGGCGUCAUAUUGUGUACUGGAAGACCUUCCCCUGGACACUUAUUCAGCUUGUGGAUGCUUCCACCACGCAAGCUGUUGUGCAGGAAAUCAAGAGCGCGUGGGACUCUGCGCAAAUAUGCUGCGUGGCUCCAGGCAUGGCGCGGAGCUUGAAGAAAUUGGGUGUCUCCAGCGAUGAUCUGCUUUCAGAGUUGAAGUACAGAGCUUUGCUGGAAGGCUUCGGACGCCUCAUGCAAAUGACUAUUGCAGAUGUUGAGUGCAAGCAUGCACUCUCCAGGCACUGGUCGGAGCGACCGUUCCCGACUAUUAUUGCCAAACACGUGAACAAGGAGGCGUCUCUGUGCGUGCUGGAAGCCAGGAAACAGGUGCAGUCUUUGUUUACAGGCACAUCGGCGCCCGGGCGGGACUCAUUGCAAGCUGGCGAUUCGCUUUGCGGUGGCAUGAUUAAGGUCAAGGCCAAGCAAAUCCGGGGCAAGAGUGCCAAAUGCUUGUUCAAGGCAGAGUACUUGCAAGCGCGGAACACACUGACGCCCGAUUCAAAGGUGAGCCCCCUCAACCCAGAAUUCUUUGCGCAAGCAGAGGAAGCAUGGCGUUCACUGUCAGAAGAAAGACGACAGUACUUCCAGGAACUGUCGGAUCAGUCGUGCGCGGAAGCGAAGCAGCGGCGCCAGGCAGCGAAGCCAAACAGCAAAGCUCCAGCACCGCAGCCGGCAGCUUCUUCUGCCCCUGGCGCCAGAGCUUUGCGGGCUGUCGAGCAGCAGCAAGAUUCCUUGCCGCCAUUUGAUAUCCCUGGAGCAGAUUUGUCUUUGCUCGUGACCUCCGGCCACUACGAUCCCUGGGUCCUUGCCGCUGACGCUGCCGGCCAGCCGGAUGCACUGCGCCUUGGGCAGGCAGUGGCCAAGUACUGCCAAGAACUGCAGCAUUGCAAGCCUCAGCUUGCAGACCAGUGCCUCAGCAACAGUCCUGUGUCGGAAUCACAGUUGGAACAGUCUUGGAAGGACAACUUGCAGCACGGCGUCACAUGGGCGCAGGCUCUGUCGCACUUCAACGUAGAGUCGCAGCGCUUCAGCUCACCACCACAGGAAGAUGCUUUUCCAGAACGUGUCCAAUACCACGGAUGCUGCGGGAGCUUUUGCAGGAGCAAGUCUUCCCCGCGGGAUCUUGCGUUCUUUCAAGCAGCCCUUACAGCCUUUGACAUGGCUGUCUCACAAUGUGGUGAUGGGAGCGCAGCAUCUGCCAGCAAGUGUGAAAUUCUUCUUCGCCACCGUGUGACCAACGGCCCUGAGGCUGGUCUGGAUGUCGACGUGGUCUACACAUGGGUCACAGCUCUGUCAGCCCGCAGCGGUGUCCACAACUCCUCGCAGGUGUUCAUACCACUGAGCCAGAUUGGCCCUUCGAUUUCUGGAGGCGAGCAGAUGCUCCGGCUGCGAGUUCGACAGCGCUUCCCUCAGAAGUCACUUGGUGUUCAAAACUGCUGCCAACGGGUCCAGGGCGUGUGGCCGGGAUGGAAGGAGAUUCGGGUGCAGGCAGCUGCGUCGACAUCCGAAGCAGGGGCACAGGCGCAAGAGCAGGAAGUUGCAGAGGAUGUGCCAGUCGUGGCGCCACUUGGGCCGCCUUCUGCGUUUGAUGUGCUGUCUGCAGUAGUAGAUGGGCCGAGCAGCGCUAGUUCUCGUGGCCGCGGGCGAGGCAGAGGGCGUGGUAGGGCUGGGGACACAAACGCCAAAAUGCGGAAGGUGCUGGUAGCCAGUCUUCCCGUUGAAGCUUCGGAGAAUCAAGCUUUGGAGAAGGAGCUGUCUGAUCUCCUGGCAUCCGAAGAUGUUCUACUUCCUGAGCCAGAGCAGCCAGCAGCUUUUGAUGCUGCGGUGCAAGACACAGUGGUGGCGGCAUCCGUCGACGGCGACUUCAUUUCAGGAUUUGUGGGCGCAUUGGAGACGUGUGAGCAAGCUCACGCAAGCCUGGCCGCCGACUUCCCAGAGUCCGGUGACGAAGCCAUUGAAGGCGAUGAGGCAGUUGAACAAACUGGUGAGGAUGAUCUGCCCGCUACGCAGCCGCUGGAAGGAAUCGACGGCGCUGGUGGUGAGGAGGACAUUGCCAUUGACAUG